This is a messenger RNA of Periophthalmus magnuspinnatus, 973 nucleotides long. It is a transcript of the gene rgs5b, whose product is annotated as regulator of G protein signaling 5b. The record is from RefSeq and is a predicted model, not a curated record. The coding region runs from base 73 to 609 and encodes 178 amino acids. Lineage: Eukaryota; Metazoa; Chordata; Actinopteri; Gobiiformes; Gobiidae. The transcript has 5 exons.
AGCGUUAAGAGCUCACUGGCUCACAACAACGUAUAAUUCACCGCUCUUUGGAUUAUAACAAGAAAUCUCAACAUGUGCCGUGGACUGGAUUCACUGCCCAUCACCUGCCUUGAAAGGGCAAAAGAGCUUAAGGCGCUGUUUGGAAGUUUCUUGCAGAAGUCAGACCACUGCGUAACAGGGCAGUGCAAGAAGAGUGACAAAGUGAGAUUGAACAUUGAUGAGCCCCUAAAGUGGAAGGAGUCUUUUGACAAACUGUUGUGCAGCGAAAAUGGUCUCUGCCUAUACAGGGCUUUCCUUGUUUCUGAAUUCAGCGAGGAAAAUAUUGCUUUCUACUUGGCAUGUGAAGACUACAAGAACUUCAAACCCUCCAAAAUGGCGGUAAAAGCCAAGAAAAUCUAUGACGAAUUCAUCGGCUCUAAUGCACCAAGAGAGGUUAAUCUGGACCACACCACCAAAGCCAUCACCAAAGCAAAUAUGGAAAACCCCACUGCAUCCACUUUUGACCUGGCCCAAGCCAAAAUCUACACUCUGAUGGAGAAGGACUGCUAUCCCCGCUUCCUCAAAUCCUCAACAUAUUUGGAGCUUAGCAGAAAGGCCAAGACAGGCUGAACAAGAUGUGAACAAGGACUGUCCACUGGAAAAGACAAGUUUCCCAAAAAAUGGAAACGAGACGCACAGCUGAGACUACGGGUGCUCAGACAGGACAAAUACCUCAGUCGCAGUGGCAUGCUGGGAAAUAGAGUUCUCAGGAGUUUGGUGAAGAGUAGUGUUCAGGCUUUAAGCGAAAAACGCUCGCCAAGUAGGGACUAAUGGAAAUGGUCUAUUAGAAGUCGCACAGACUAAAAAUGGAUGUACUGUACAUACCUGAGUGGCAUGUGUCUCACUAUAGACACUUUAAUUUAUUUCAAAAAUGUAUUUAUUAUUUAUUUAUUGUGUUAAUGCUUUAUGAAAAAGUACUGUAUUUUUACCAUGG